Hemibagrus wyckioides is the source of this 3922-nucleotide messenger RNA. It is a transcript of the gene slc37a1, whose product is annotated as solute carrier family 37 member 1. Bases 324 to 1913 code for a protein of 529 amino acids. The record is from RefSeq and is a predicted model, not a curated record. Gene Ontology annotation, biological process: glucose-6-phosphate transport; phosphate ion transmembrane transport. Gene Ontology annotation, molecular function: glucose 6-phosphate:phosphate antiporter activity. The transcript has 20 exons. Gene Ontology annotation, cellular component: endoplasmic reticulum membrane. NCBI's taxonomy places the organism in Eukaryota, Metazoa, Chordata, Actinopteri, Siluriformes, Bagridae.
AUUGCGUGCUUCCGGUCGACGCGGAUUGGUUCGUCUACGCCCCGCCCCUCUUCGCGGUUGCCUCCAAGCCUCUGGUUGCUUACGAGGAAAGAGGAAGUGGAGAGCUGAGCCCCGGGUGGACUCAGCGGCAAGGCGAAAUUUUAUCACAAUAAGGUGAGAUCUGAUGGAACCCGUCAGUGUGGCAUCAUGUCCCCUCUUCAUGACAUCACAGGGUCGUUCCUGUCAGAGCUGAGUGCCGUGAUCGUGUGUCUGCUCACAUCAACUCUUCAUUCUUCUUGGUGAAGUCGAUCCACUGUCUGCUAACCCCUCCCACAGCCUCAGACAUGGCUCCUGUACCCCCUGGCAUCCGGUUCCUGGCGUCCUUUAACCGGGAUCAGUGGUACCGAGCUUUCACCUUUGCUCUUACCUUCCUGCUCUACACCAGCUUCCACCUGUCCAGGAAGCCCAUCAGCAUUGUAAAGAGUGAACUUCAUAAGAACUGUACGCAGAUUAGAGAGGUGACGUCUACUGUAAAACACAUCGGCAGUCAACAGCCCAUUACAGUGGACAAAGACUGCAGCUGGAAACCAUUUGAUAAAGGAAACUAUAAGCAGCUGCUGGGGGCAAUGGACUACUCGUUCCUGUGUGCUUAUGCUAUAGGCAUGUAUCUGAGUGGGAUAAUUGGAGAGCGUUUGCCCAUCCGCCUUUAUCUGAGUGUGGGGAUGCUGACCAGUGGCCUCUUCACCUGUUUGUUCGGACUCGGAUACGUUUACGACAUCCACAACCUCGGAUUCUACAUCUUCGUCCAGAUUGCCAAUGGACUGGUUCAGACUACCGGCUGGCCCAGUGUAGUGACUUGUAUUGGGAACUGGUUUGGCAAGGGCAGACGAGGCCUGAUCAUGGGGCUGUGGAACUCUCACACCUCUGUUGGGAACAUCCUGGGUUCCCUGAUCGCAGCAUACUACGUGUCGUCAAACUGGGGGAUGUCCUUCAUCGUCCCUGGCAUCAUCAUCGCCGUCAUGGGCAUCAUCUGCUUCCUGUUCCUAAUUGAGCACCCAAAUGACCUGAAAGCUGCUAUGACUCAAAAUGCUGUCAAUAGUAACCAGAAGUUGAACAAAAGCUGGAACGGAGUUAACGGCCAUACAGAGCUGUACCUUCAGUAUAAACAAGGAGCCAAAACACAGAGCUCUGAUACAGAGCUGUUGUUGGGUCAGGACAGUGCAGGAGUGUGUGUUCCCAUGCAGCAGGUGGUCGUGGUGAAGAGUGAGGCCGAGCCGGGUGCCAUUAGUUUCAUGGGAGCUUUACGCAUCCCGGGUGUUGUGGAAUUCUCUCUGUGUCUGCUGUUUGCGAAGCUGGUCAGCUACACGUUUCUGUUCUGGCUGCCCCUCUAUAUCACUAAAGCAGCUCACCUUGAUGCAAAGAAGGCGGGAGAUCUCUCCACCCUGUUUGACGUUGGAGGAAUCGUCGGUGGAAUCCUGGCAGGCGUGGUCUCAGAUAAAAUGGGAAAGAGAGCCACUACGUGUGCUGUAAUGCUGCUCCUGGCUGCUCCGACACUUUAUGGCUUUUCCAUGAUGAGACAGUUUGGCCUGGGACCCACGAUCGGCAUGCUGCUGGUGUGUGGAGGCUUAGUGAACGGACCUUACGCCCUCAUCACGACCGCUGUGUCUGCCGAUCUGGGCACCCACAAGAGCCUAAAAGGUAAUGCCCGCGCUCUGUCAACAGUUACUGCCAUUAUUGAUGGGACAGGUUCUGUUGGUGCUGCAGUAGGCCCCCUGCUGGCCGGGCUGCUCUCUGCACACGGCUGGGAUCAGGUCUUCUACAUGCUCAUGAUGGCAGACUUUCUUGCACUACUGCUGUUGCUCAGACUGGUGUUGAAGGAGCUUAGGGCAGUCAAGAACCGUCCGAGAGCAUCUGUCGAACUGAAGGAGCACUGAGCACUUUGCACUAAACUUGAGUAGACUCUGGAUGAGAGAGCCUCCUACUCUUCCCCAACCGGGACCACAGCUUGAAUCUGUCCUCAGAACCAGACCUGCCCUUUGACUUGAUUCUUUCCACUGUGCUUUGUGCCACUCUAACAGUGUAAUGGGACAAAAUUGAACCUUGAACUCUUUACCGUUGCUGUAGCCCUGAGUAGCAGCCUGUUACAAUCCUGCCUUCUUAUAGAGAGCUGAAACCCUGCUCUACCUACUGCUUCAAACCAAUGAAGUCCUUUAGACAUUUUGAUCUACAUCAGAUCAGUGAAGAAAUCGAGCAUAGUAGAAAUAUUCAUCACUGCCAUCACUGUCUGUUAUUGGUGUAAGUGUCCUUGUAGUAAGGUUCCGCCGAGUUAAAUGGUACGAGGUACAGGUAUUUAUUUUGAUGCUGUAAUAUUUAUUCAUGGAAUACAGUAGCUUUUCAGAAAUAUACAGAUAUAUAAAGGUACAGUGUGUAAUUUUUUAGUUUCAGACAUGCUUUAGGUCUGGAACCCUCACAAUAUUUGAUGGAUCUUGGUAGUUUCUUCACCUUAGACUGCUGAUUUAAUUUAUUUCUGGCCCUGAAAAUUGCUUAACAAAGCUCAACCCUUUUCACUCUUGAGGCGAAUGCUGUUCCAGUAGAGAGUGUGAGGUCUUCGUGACGGCAAAGGCUUGUAAAAAUGUUUUCAUUACAGUUGCAGUUCCUCUUGGAGGCAGCGAGAGGCACUAACAGUUGCAAAUUGCACCUUUAAUAGUGUAUUUUCACAGCUAAUAAAUCUAUUCAUGGGAUAAACCUAAUGGGCCUAAAAGAUUAAUGAGCUUAAACUGGAGAUUCGAAAGCAAAGAAAAACUGGAGAAAAUAGACACAGUGAGCACGCUUGCACAUUUGGGCUUGAUGAGUUUUAUAAACCAAACCAGUCUGGUGGAUUUCUGGUCUUUUCAGACUUCACAUGCUGCAUCAGGCGCAUCCACAAAGUCCAGGCCAGGUAUUAGACAGAGAAGACUCAGAAAUGUAGCAUACAUGGCAUGACCAAGACUAGGACUGUGUACUUCCUCAUGUUGCUAAUAAUCGAUGAAAGCGCCUACUUGGUGCUAACCAGUUUCAAUAGACUUCCAUUCAUUAUUUCCUUUUUAUUUUUUCUGCCUGCAUUUAAGUCUUUCUCCGUUUGCCUGCCGUCAGUAUGUGGAUGCUGUGAGUAGGAACAGUUUCUCCAUCUGUACCACUAAAUAUCACCUUCACACGUGGAAACCGUACAGAUAAAUGUAUAUACGAGGGUGUUAUUAAUAUAUUGUUCUUCAUUCACCUUUGCCUUUCUACAAACCAAAGUCUUUGUUAUUUAUAUACAAAAGUUAUAUUUGGUUAUUUAAAUGCUGUGUUUUAAAUGCCGUGGUCCAGAGUGCGUUGAGAUUCAGUGUAUAUUGCAAUUGCUUGGUUUUGUUUUUUAGGAGAUUCAAAUGUCAAAUCGUUUUGCUCGGAUGCACAGCGAGUGUGUGUAUGAGUGUGUUCUGUACUGUGGUGUCAUGAAGGAAGCCACUCGUGGUUUUAUUUUUUAUUUAAUAUAUAAUAGAGACAUACACUGUUGUUUUUCAGUAGUGAGUGAGUGUACACAGUAGGCAAACACAAGAGAGCUUAAAACACAAUUUGCCAUUAAUCUGGACCCUUGGGCUUGAAUGCCACGAUGGAGAAUGAUGCAGUCAGACCUGCCCUGUGACCCAUCUGUGAGUGGACGUCACACUAUAGAUGGUUGAAUGUAUUUUUAUGUGAAUAAAUCGCAUCGAAUUCUUUGCCUGUGUUCCGACAUGACUGUGCCUUGUUUUUUCUAUUUUAUUGUGCUUUAUAUGGGUUUGUUUGUCAUUUUCAGACUGUUUUAGAAACUCAUUGCAGUAGCUGUGCACUGUGCUGGGAAGUCACUUUGUAUUAGGAAAAUUCUAAAAAAAAAAAAAUGAAUGUGAACAAAUCACAUUGUUAAUAAAGAGAAAUAUCAACUGUU